AGUCCUAGACUAUACUCCGAUAUUUACCACUACUGAAAAUCUAUAAUUCAUGUUACAUAUACUAUAGAUUUUCAAUACUGGAAGUGAACAUUGGAAUGGAGCUGUAAUAUUAUUAUUGCAGCUAAUGCAUUUCAAGUUUUGUGCAACGUAAAAUAAUUUGCAAUGGCAGAAGAAAAAAGCGAAAGUCCAAGUAAUAAGCCAGAGCAGACAGAAAUUGCUGAAGAAAAAACAGAAGUAAAACCUGAUGAGAAGAGUGAAAUAAAACCAGGAUGUAGUGGUAAACAAGAUGAAUCAGGUGAAAAGGCAGGACGAAAUAAUGACAGUGGAAACUGUUACUGCGGUAAAGAGAGAAAUCCAAAUAUUGUGGAGCUGCUUUGUGCCAGCUGUUCCCGUUGGUUUCACGAGUCUUGCAUCGGGUAUCAGCUAGGUAAACUUGUUCCAUUCAUGGUGAACUACACGUUUAUAUGCAAGAACUGUUCCCAGACUGGUUUGGAAUACUACAAGAAAAACCAGGCAUCGUUCCCGCAGAUGUGUGUGAUGGCCAUCGCAAAUCUGUUGCAAAUGAGCCAGAAGAAGAACGAGCAGAGGAACUUCUUUCACAAGGACAGGGAUAUUAUACCGUUUAUCGACUGUCACUGGGAGAGCAUGACUACGAUGCCUCGCAGAGUCACUCAAUCCUGGCACGCUACGGUCCAUAGGGCGUUACUGAAAGACGUCGGGACGCUGUUCACGAUGGACGAAAGCCCUACCGAGGGUCAGGUGUUCGGUCUAGUCAGUCCUGAGUUUACGUCGAUCAAGCCGAAUUACGAGGCAAUGAUCAAAGGAGGUCAGCUUAAAGUUACAGAAAUGGGUGUACAACACGUUGUGCCACUUAGCGGAGGAUGGCGAGGUCGUAAUACUAAGCGUAAAAUACCGGGUGAGGGUACGGGCACGAGUUCCGGGAAAAAAGGAAGAGGAUCUGAUAUGGCAGCGCCCAAACUACCGGCGCAUGGAUAUCCACUGGAGCAUCCUUUCAACAAGGACGGUUAUAGGUAUAUCUUGGCGGAACCGGACCCUCAUGCACCUUUCCGACAGGAAUUUGACGAAAGCAGCGAUUGGGCUGGAAAACCUAUACCGGGAUGGCUUUACCGUGCUCUUAGUCCAAGUUCUGUACUUUUAGCGUUACAUGACCGUGCUCCGCAACUCAAGGUUUCUGAAGACAGAUUAGCGGUUACCGGCGAGAAGGGAUAUUGCAUGAUCAGAGCCACUCACUGUGUGAGCAGAGGUACUUGGUAUUGGGAGGCCACGAUUGAAGAGAUGCCGGAGGGAUCCGCCACGAGACUCGGAUGGGGACAAGAGUACGCGAAUUUACAGACUCCACUUGGUUAUGACAAAUUUGGUUACUCCUGGAGAUCACGGAAAGGUACACGGUUUCACGAGAGCAAAGGCAAACAUUACAGUGACAGUUACGGCGAAGGUGACACGUUGGGCUUUCUCAUAAUUCUCCCGGACACACACGACGCAUCGCACAUACCGAAAACUUACAAAGACCGGCCUUUGGUGAAAUUCAAGAGUCACCUUUAUUAUGAAGAGAAGGAUCAAGUGACGGAGGCUGUCAAGGCCCUGAAACCGUUAGCAGAGAGUAAGAUCGUAUUCUACAAGAACGGUAUCAACCAGGGCGAUGCCUUUUACGACAUUAACAAGGGCGCUUACUACCCCGGAGUUGCGAUUUUCAAGAGCGCAACAGUAUCUGUUAAUUUUGGGCCGAAUUUCAAGUGUCCGCCGACCAAUAUCACGUUCAGAGGUAUGCACGAAAGGGCGGAAGAGGCGAUAGCUGAGCAGUCUAUGGCAGAUAUGCUUUAUCUCAUGGAAAACGAGGGAAAAUUAAGACUGGACACUUUUUCCUUAUGACAUUAGUGUACUUUUUUAUUUUUGUCACCUUCAUUAUUCAUUUUGCAGCUGUGUUAUCGCUAAGAUAUUGAGUCGUUCGUAUUACUUCACUCCUCGUUUCCUCAAUCUGUGUAGACGUGAUUUAAACGAGAAAUAGAAUGUUACAUGCUUAAUGUUCAUGACUCUCGACAUUCACGAUUUUUUUGCUGUGACAAAGAAAUUUGCGAGACCGCGCGUUUUCCUAGAAACUUGUACAGUCCUACAGAGUACUCUAGGAACGAUUUGUUAGAAAAUUUUUGGACGGUUUAGUAAAUUUUAUAUCACACCUUUCCCGUGACCCAAUUUGUUUGCGAGUAAAUGCUGUGUUGUAAUUAAUUAAUUGCAAUACUGUGUCCGUAAAUUGUCUGUAUAACUCACGCGAAACUUUUUUAAUUUUCAAAACUUUUUAAUGAAUUUUUUUGCAAUGAAUGUCUAUUUGGAUUUAAAAAAUUUUAUAAUUUUAUGUCUUCGAAGAAUCUCGUAUUGUCAGUAUACUAACAGACUAGUGUACAAAGCUAUUAGAUGUAUAUCUAACUACAAUUGGAAAGUGAAAGUAACGAACAGGAACAGUCUGAAACGUUGGUGUAUCUGCAGCAAAAUACGCAAAUGGCAAUAUUAAAGGAAUUCUCGCGGUUUUUCUGUUGUUAUCUGUGCAUCUCUAGUUUGAUGUUCUACAAUCGAAAUUCUUCUAGGUAAAUAAUUAAUUUUUAACAACUGAUAAUUUGUCAACUUCUCGCUCUAUAUAGCUUAGUGUGGGAUAUUGAAGAACUGAUAUCAUUUAUGAUAUUCAGUUCCUUAAUUUCCAUACUAAUUUGUGAGAACACGCGAAUUAACUGUUUUAAUAUUGCCAUUUUGGUACUAGUAUACUAGAGUUUCAGGCACACAUUGCUUCGUCUUUUUCUUCUGUUAAUAUAUUAACUCGGAAUUACAUUACUUCAAAAUAAGCUCGGAGAAAAAAGUCAAGAGAAGAAUGAUGAAUCUCAUUGACAAUUCGUGUUGCAACGAUUGACAUUUCGAUUGAAAGUAAUUAUGGUCUAAUCCGCUUUUGGGGAAUUUUUCAAAAAUAUUACUUUUUCAUUUAAAAUAAAGAUUACAUUAAAAUUAACUUAUUUUCAUUCAUUUUGAAUUAAAUUAAACAAAAUUUGUCAAAAUUAAAAUUUGUUUAAAUUAAAAUUUCUCAAAAGUGCAUUAGACUAUCUGGGACAUACUACAGUAUAGUAAUUAUACAGUAUUCUUCAUCAUUACCAAAGUGUUCAAUACUUGUAAAAUGACUUUUUCAGAGAACAGUUGAAUUUUUGCUGUAAGAUAUUCGAGACAUAUGACAGAGAUACCGAAGUAUGAAAAACUUUCAACAUUUUAUACAUUAUUUGACUUUUGUACAGUUGCGAAAAACACAAUAUGCAAUGAUCUCAUUCAAUAAAUAUAGAACAUCAUCCAUAUGAAUCUCAGCACGAAA
Odontomachus brunneus is the source of this 3364-nucleotide messenger RNA. RefSeq names its product set1/Ash2 histone methyltransferase complex subunit ASH2 (gene ash2). The transcript is spliced from 11 exons. The record is from RefSeq and is a predicted model, not a curated record. Gene Ontology annotation, cellular component: Set1C/COMPASS complex. Gene Ontology annotation, molecular function: protein binding; transcription cis-regulatory region binding. Bases 163 to 1890 code for a protein of 575 amino acids. NCBI's taxonomy places the organism in Eukaryota, Metazoa, Arthropoda, Insecta, Hymenoptera, Formicidae.